GUGAUCUUGUGCGCCACUUCAAAGCCAAAAAAUCUCAGUACAUUUUUCUUUAUCAGAGUCGCGAUUAUUUUUAUAUUCAGAAAACUUGAAUUGCCUUGUCUGCACCAUAAUUAGCAUGGACUUGUACAUGGGUGGGUGAAUUUCAUCAACUAGUUGUGGAGCAGGAAAUAUCAAAGCAUCCAAAGCAGGCCCCUCAGCUGCCGCAAUUGAUAUUCUUGUUCGCUCUGCAUUCACCAAUGCUCUGUGUUCCGCACUUUUGUAUCUCCCAUUGCUCACAAUCUGUUUCCAAAAAAGGAAAUCACAUAUCUAUUCUCAGCAUCACCUAGUUAAGUUACCAAAUCAUUCAGAUCCCUGUUUUUUUCUUAAAAACUCAUACCUCCAAUUGGUCGCAAACGUGGACAACGAAGGUGUUUGGAACUGGUUGCACUGCCACCCAAUGACCCUUAUGGUGCACUUGCAGACCUCCCACCUCAUCUUGUAACAGUAUGGCAAGGCCACCAGGAUCAGAAUGCGGUGCAAAGCCCAAUGUAAGCUCUGGUUCUGGGCACCUAGGGUAAAAGUUUAGUACGCCAGCAUGGAGGCCCUCCCCGAACACAGUUUCUAUGAGUAUUUGUCGAUGCUAGAGUCACGAGAGAGAUUCCCGUUGACGCAGAGGUUGCGACCUGAGUUGUCAUUUGAGGACAGAGCUGCCAUCGAGGAGAUGGGUUUGAGACAUGUGCUGUAUGUGCCUGAGUUUCGGGCAAACAUGGGUUUGCUGACUGCACUGGCUGAGAGAUGGCACUCCGAGACUUGCACAUUCCAUUUGCUGAUGGGAGAGAUGACAGUUACCCUGGAGGAUGUAUAUAGGAUUAUGCGAAUACCGAUUGAUGGGGAGCUGAUUUCGUACGAUCGAGACGGAGACAGGGAUGCCCUUAGACGAGUGUUCUAGGAUCCAAGACUAGAGAUGAGGGUGGGACACGUGGCAUGGGAUACCAUGACAUGGACAGGAUUAGCACUACCAACAGUGUUGGCAGGAGUUAUCAGUGGGUUCCUUUGUAUCAGUUUUGUACCAUUUUGUAUAAUGAUGUAGACACCUGCGGGUGAUUGUAGCCAUAUGAUUUUGACAUC
Molecule: messenger RNA, 1107 nt
Organism: Cryptomeria japonica (Japanese cedar)
Lineage: Eukaryota; Viridiplantae; Streptophyta; Pinopsida; Cupressales; Cupressaceae
Product: protein MAIN-LIKE 1-like
Exons: 3
Coding region: 575-928 (117 amino acids)
Source: RefSeq, a predicted model, not a curated record